This is a messenger RNA of Thermothelomyces thermophilus ATCC 42464, 910 nucleotides long. RefSeq lists its product as uncharacterized. NCBI's taxonomy places the organism in Eukaryota, Fungi, Ascomycota, Sordariomycetes, Sordariales, Chaetomiaceae. The transcript has a single exon. Bases 93 to 443 code for a protein of 116 amino acids. The record is from RefSeq and is a predicted model, not a curated record.
CCUGUCCUCCUCUACGCCCCCAUGCAGUUCUGUUGACUACGCGACUCUGGCCGAACAUGGGUAUUCUCUUGGCACGCUAAGAAAGGAGCACAAUGAGUGAACGCGCGACGGAGGGCUCGGAAAUGGAGCCGGGUCGGGCCAGCGAGCCAGUUGUGGAUGUUGCGACGCAGACGGAGGACAGAGGCGCAACAGAGCAACAGGAGAGAAGUCUUGCAAGAGCUCAGAGCUUUGAGCGCGAUACCCAACUUUCGAAGUCAAGGCCUUAUCGAGAGACCCGGGUGUUGCGAAACCAUGAUACGGCCGUGGAAGCACAGCAUCGAAGUGACGGCGGGGGUGCCCCGGCAGUGAGACUUGACAUGGAUUUGGAUGUUGAUGUCAAGAUGCAAGCGAGGAUAAAUGGGCGGCUCGAGUUAUCCAUCCUGCAAGUCUUUGGCCCCAGGUAGGGUCCCUUCAAAGGGACGACCGGAACCUGACGCUAUCAGGGACUCGGAGCAAGCAAGUCGGCAGCGGUUAGAAAGGCAGCAGUGAGCGGCUUGGCCAUUAAAAUGACUGAAUUUUCUGACUUGAUGUAAUGGUGACAAGAAGCCUUGCCAACUGCUUCUGAAUCCUAGGUGGAGUUAAGGGGGAUGAAAGCAACACAUUUGACCCGCCUGGCUGGAGGAUGGAAAUGCCGCAACAGUGGCGCUGUUGAUACGGCCGCGCAUGUGUGGCUCGGCUCCCUGGAUGGCUAUUAUGGAUAGACCCGGUGGUGGUGGGUGGUGGUGCUGCCUUGGUCACCUGGUCACGCGAUGCAUCUGACUGACCCGAGCGCCGUCAUCACACCUCACGACCACGAGUCGCGCGCAUCGCGUGGAGCAGGAAGCAUAAAGCGCAGGCAAUAAGAUCACCGUACCGCGCCGAGAGGCACUAC